This is a messenger RNA of Glycine soja, 2196 nucleotides long. Its product is annotated as aspartic proteinase Asp1-like. Gene Ontology annotation, biological process: proteolysis. The record is from RefSeq and is a predicted model, not a curated record. The transcript is spliced from 9 exons. NCBI's taxonomy places the organism in Eukaryota, Viridiplantae, Streptophyta, Magnoliopsida, Fabales, Fabaceae. Bases 202 to 1566 code for a protein of 454 amino acids. Gene Ontology annotation, molecular function: aspartic-type endopeptidase activity.
ACCCCCGACCAAAAACAAGCCAGAAAAUAAAAUAGACACACCGCAGAGAAUGCUCUAUUUCAGUGUCCAAAACUCCUUCCCUUUUUUCAUUUCCUUUUCGAUUUCAUCAUUUGUUUCUGAGACACCCUUUCUUGAAUCACUGCACCCUUUUUCCCUCUCUCUCAGAAAAUAAAGUUUUUUUUUCCAAGUGAGGAUGUUAAAAUGAAAGGAAUAAUAGCAUUGCACACGCUUUUGCCAUUUCUUCUAUUUUCUGCCAUUUUACCACUCCCUUUCUCAGCUCAACCCCGCAACGCCAAGAAGCCCAAAACCCCAUAUUCUGAUAAUAAUCAUCAUCGCCUUUCCUCCUCUGCUGUUUUCAAACUUCAGGGAAAUGUGUACCCUCUUGGGCAUUACACAGUGUCUCUCAACAUUGGCUAUCCCCCCAAGCUUUAUGACCUUGACAUUGACUCGGGUAGUGACCUUACUUGGGUUCAGUGUGAUGCACCAUGUAAAGGUUGCACCAAGCCUCGCGAUCAACUUUAUAAACCCAAUCACAACCUUGUGCAAUGUGUGGACCAGUUGUGUUCUGAAGUGCACUUAUCAAUGGCCUAUAAUUGUCCUUCCCCAGAUGACCCAUGUGACUAUGAGGUUGAGUAUGCAGAUCAUGGAUCAUCUCUGGGUGUGCUAGUCCGGGAUUACAUUCCUUUUCAAUUCACCAAUGGCUCUGUGGUGCGCCCUAGGGUAGCCUUUGGGUGCGGAUAUGAUCAAAAGUAUUCUGGUUCUAACUCCCCACCUGCUACGUCAGGAGUCCUUGGCCUUGGGAAUGGCAGAGCAAGCAUUUUGUCUCAGCUUCAUUCUUUGGGUCUGAUCCGCAAUGUUGUUGGCCACUGCCUAAGUGCACAAGGAGGAGGGUUUUUAUUCUUCGGAGAUGAUUUCAUUCCCUCUUCAGGAAUUGUUUGGACAUCCAUGUUGUCGAGUUCUUCGGAAAAACACUACAGCUCAGGACCAGCAGAACUGGUUUUCAAUGGAAAGGCUACUGCUGUUAAGGGUCUUGAACUUAUCUUCGAUAGUGGGAGCUCUUACACAUACUUCAACUCACAAGCCUAUCAAGCUGUUGUUGAUUUAGUAACUAAAGAUUUAAAGGGAAAACAGUUGAAAAGAGCAACUGAUGACCCAUCACUUCCAAUUUGUUGGAAGGGUGCAAAGUCUUUCGAAUCGUUAAGUGAUGUCAAGAAAUAUUUCAAGCCCCUAGCAUUGAGCUUCAAAAAAAUCAUGAAUUUGCAGAUGCACCUACCACCAGAAUCUUACCUUAUUAUCACUAAACAUGGCAAUGUCUGCUUGGGGAUUCUAGAUGGCACUGAAGUAGGACUAGAAAAUCUGAACAUAAUAGGAGACAUCACUUUACAAGAUAAAAUGGUGAUUUAUGACAACGAGAAACAGCAGAUUGGAUGGGUUUCUUCAAAUUGUGAUAGGCUUCCCAAUGUGGAUCGUGAUUUGGAAGGUGAUUUUCCACACCCAUAUGCAACAAAUUUGGGUAUCUUUGGGGACCGUUGCCCUGCAUCAUAUGAAGAAACAGGCUGUGAAUGAAUUGCUAGGGAAGGAGGGUGCUUGGAUGUACAUUAAAUAGCAUGUAUAAUUCCAUAUAGUACAACAUAUAUAUACAUAGAUAUUUUUGUCACCUUACAAUAUUUUAUGCUUCAUAAGCUACAUUUUGUGAAUUUGUAAAUGAUAACUUCCAAACGAUACAAGCUACAGUUACUGAUCCUUGCUUGAGAAAAAAUCAUGAAGCUGAGGGGCCUCAAUUCCCAUCAGUAGCAAGUAGUUAUUCGCCUAAACUAACUGAUUGGCCUUCACUGCUUCCAUGCACCAGCACAAGGAUGAUUGAGAGAAGAUUGCCAGUAUUUUGUGAAGUUACAAAGUAUAAUGUACCUGAAAUAAUAGUGCAUAUUAAGUUAAAAGACCCUGGAUUAGGUACAUAAUUUCAUGACUGUACUUUUAGGAAUUGAUACCAACUUCAGAAACCCCGUGUACGACAGUCACAGCAGCCAACAGCAUGAUGCUACAAGUUUUGAUUUGCAUACUGCAAGUUGUAAAAUGUAAAAUAACAUUAAUCAGUCAUGACAGUUUGUUCGCAAGAGAUUAUAAUAUUAGGCAGAAUAUAACAGACACGCAGGUAUGCUGGUCAAAGUUGAAUAAGAAAAAAGGAUAGCAUGUGCA